Molecule: messenger RNA, 1697 nt
Organism: Calliphora vicina (urban bluebottle blowfly)
Lineage: Eukaryota; Metazoa; Arthropoda; Insecta; Diptera; Calliphoridae
Product: N-acetylglucosamine-6-sulfatase-like
Exons: 4
Coding region: 32-1537 (501 amino acids)
Biological process (GO): glycosaminoglycan metabolic process
Molecular function (GO): glycosaminoglycan binding; N-acetylglucosamine-6-sulfatase activity
Source: RefSeq, a predicted model, not a curated record
ACCUUCAUUUACACAAUCAGUUCACAUUGAAAUGGAUCUUUGGCUGAGUGCAAUUGUGAUCUUAUUUGUAUUUUGUCUUGAGCAAAUUUCUGGAAUUAAUGGAAAAUUUCCAAACAUAGUGCUUAUCCUCACCGACGACCAAGAUGUAACAUUAAAUGGCCUAUUGCCCAUGCAGAAUGUGAAGAAUUUAAUUGGUUUAAUGGGAGCCACAUUUGAAAAUGCAUUUACAACAUCACCCUUAUGUUGUCCUUCACGGGCCAGUCUGCUUUCCGGCAGAUAUCAACAUAAUCAUCGUACUUGGAACAAUUCCUUGGAGGGUGGCUGUAAUGGUUUACAUUGGCAUUCGCAAAUAGAAAUGAAAACAUUGGCCCCUACUUUAAAAUCGGCUGGCUAUACGAAUUUCUUUGCUGGCAAAUAUCUUAAUCAAUACCAGGGGGCAGAAGUUCCUGCAGGUUGGCAAGAAUUCUAUGGACUUCAUGGCAAUUCUCGGUACUACAACUAUACACUGCGUGAGAAUUCUAGGAAUGUGAGUUACAGCAAUGUAUAUUUAACUGAUUUGCUGCGUACAAAAGUGUUGAGUUUUCUUAACUCCCAUAGAAAACAAUCACCAUUCUUUGCCAUGGUAGCACCACCAGCUCCCCAUGCUCCCUAUACGCCGGCCAAACGGCAUCGUAAUGCUUUUCAAGGUGUCCACGCUUUACGUACUCCCAAUUUUAAUAUUAUAGACAAAGAUAAACAUUGGUUGGUAUCUAAUGGAAAGUUAAUACCCAAUGAUACGUUGCAUUUAAUGGAUACAUAUUUUCAAAAACGUUGGGAAUCAUUAUUGGCUGUAGAUGAUCUAGUAGCCGACAUAGUGCAUACAUUAGAGAGUAAAGGUCAACUGGAAAAUACUUAUAUUAUAUAUACCUCCGAUAAUGGUUAUCACAUGGGUCAAUUUGCACAACCUUUCGACAAACGUCAACCUUAUGAAACGGACGUUAGAGUGCCAUUGCUUAUUAGAGGUCCUAAUAUAAAGCCGGAUAUAAAAAUAACUGCAGCCACAGCCCUAAUCGAUAUAUUCCCCACCAUUUUGGAAUGGUUGGCAUUGCCUUCAAAUCCCGAAAUCGAUGGCCAGUCCAUUAAUGCCUUUUUAGCUAAUGCCCCCGAAUAUGAUGCUAGUUUAGAUCGGCUUUAUAGGCGUAGUCUAUUGGUGCAACAUUUUGGCGAGGGUAAUUUAAAUACCUACAAACCAGAGUGUCCUUGGUCUAGGACGGAUCUUUUGGCAGAAUGUACUGUGGAGGCAGAUUGUCAUUGUCAAGAUGCCUGGAAUAAUACCUACUCCUGUAUACGACAUUUUAGUUAUCACACAAAUCGUUUGUAUUGCGAAUUCAACGACAAUGAGGACUUUGUGGAGGCUUAUGAAGUUGACAAUGAUCCCCAUCAAAUGCAGAACAUGGUGAGAGACAUGUUGCCUAUAGAAAGGGCUCUAUAUAGUCUGGCCCUAGUCAAUUUGACAAAAUGUAUAGGCUCCUCUUCAUGCAGUGACGUGAUUUUGUAAAUACCUCGUAAAUACAUUCAGCCCAAUCAUGAACAAAAAAUCCGUGGGAGUUUUUUCCAUUUUCCUAUUCAAAUUUAGUGUUAAAAAUGGAAAAAAAAACUGCCGAAUAUUUGUUUAUGAUUGGGCUGAUUGAAAUCAAUAAAUUAAAACUCUAUACAUA